GUACAUUUCAGAUCAGCAGAACAUUUGAUAAGUGAGGAAGAGAAUGAGAAAGCAACAUUCGAGAGGAAGGAGGAUGGAGAGGAACACCGCAAAGCAGGGAGACCACCGUUGUCCCGCAUCCCUACCUUUCAAAGCUCCCUGGGCCGCAAGCGAGUCACCGUCCAGAGUGCAGAGUCAUCACUGAAGACGGAUGGAUCUAUCCAGCAGGGCCAAAAAGAGAGAGCUGGCUCUACAGAGGCCGGAAGAGUGAAAAUGUCAGGAUCACUGCCUGUCCCAUCGGCUCGUUUACACACAAGCCUUGCUGAUGUUCUCUCUCAAGGUGAUAUCUCGGGUCACGCCUCCACUCUUUUGGCUCCGAAAAUAAAUCAAUCUCUUGAUCAAACGCCUGAGAUUACAAAAGACUCUGAUCAGGCUGAUAUAUCACUAAAGCGACCCCCACUCAGGAAUGUCUAUGAGACCUCUGAUCUUGUCGUAGAGCCCGUUUCUGAAUUUGAAACCGCAAGCGGAGAGACCAUCUCAGAAGAUGAGCAGAUGUCGGCGCAGGAUGCCACCGUAGAGGAUCUGAGCUCAUGCUCCUCUGUUGAUCAGCAUGAGGCAUCUGAUCAAGCUUGUGAAGAAGAUACUUUGAGAGACGAUAAUGAUAAUGGAAGUGUAGCCCAAUCACAUUGGACAGAAGAAAAUAGCGUCACAGGGAAUGAUGUGAAAUGUGUGGAAUGUGUUCCAGAU
Sinocyclocheilus rhinocerous is the source of this 726-nucleotide messenger RNA. RefSeq lists its product as uncharacterized. Lineage: Eukaryota; Metazoa; Chordata; Actinopteri; Cypriniformes; Cyprinidae. The annotation marks the transcript as partial. The transcript has a single exon. The record is from RefSeq and is a predicted model, not a curated record.